Messenger RNA from Rubroshorea leprosula, 4278 nucleotides. Lineage: Eukaryota; Viridiplantae; Streptophyta; Magnoliopsida; Malvales; Dipterocarpaceae. The record is from the annotation of a GenBank genome assembly.
GUAUAAUUGCAUAACAAACACGGUUUCUCAUUUCAUUUGUUCACUGAUUUUCAACCAAAAAAUCAUCUAUUACAGAGUUUCAGCACACAAGAUAGGAACAAGAAACAAAUUAAAGGACCUUUUCUAAUGGCGGCGGAAAUAGUAGGAGCAAUAUUCGGUGCAUUGAGUUGCAUUUGUGGUACUCCAACCUGCAACUGUAUAGAUCAACAUAGAAAUUUUAAUGAUGACGUGGAUGAGCUGGGAAGAAAAUUGGACAGUCUAACUAGCCAGAAACAAGAUAUAGAAUCAAGAACGAAAGAAGCAGAGGCUCGCGGGGGACAAAUGGUUAGACAACAAGUGCAAGAAUGGCUUAAGCAAGCAGAAGAGAUCAAUGCUAAACUGCGACCAUUUUUGGCAAGGGUGCAGGGAGUCAAGUGGUACAAGCGAGCUUGUCUUGACAGCCUUGUUUGUAGAAAAAUUAAUAUGGUGAAGGAAAUGCUUGAUAAAGGUAGUUUUCCUGAAGGCCUUGUUAUUGAGAGGGCUCCAACUCAUGGAAACAUAAUUCCAACAGAGAAUUUAGUAGGGCAAAUUUCUACUAAAGAAGAAAUUUGGAGGUAUUUGAUGGGUGAUGACGUUGGAAUGAUCGGAGUUUGUGGGAUUGGUGGAGUUGGAAAGACUACGAUCAUGAAGAAUCUCCACAAUGAUUUGCAAAGGGAGACUAGAUUUGAGAAAGUGAUCUGGGUUACCGUAUCAUAUCCUCUCAAUGUUUUCAAAUUACAAAAGAAGAUUGCUGAUGCUAUGGGCCAAAGACUUCGAGAUGAUGAAGAGGUGAUGAUGCGAGCAGCAUCACUAAUGGAAAUAAUGAGAAGAGUGAGGUAUGUUAUAAUAUUAGAUGAUGUAUGUCAAAAGUUCUCUCUUAAGGAAGUUGGAAUUCCGGAUCCGAAUGUGCAGAAUGGGUGCAAAGUAGUUGUCACUAGUAGAUCAAUUGAAGUAUGCAGUUAUUUGCGUUGUAAGAUUGUUGAAGUGAAACCUCUUUCACAGGAGGAGUCUCUAAAGUUAUUCCUCGAUACAGUUGGGGAUGGUGUUUUACAAGUUCCAGGGUUGGAAGAAAUCUUAAAGCUUAUUGUGGAAGAGUGUGCCGGCUUGCCACUGGCCAUUGUUGUGAUUGCUGGGAGCAUGAGGGGAGUUGAUGAUGUUAAUGUGUGGAGAAAUGCAUUGACUGAAUUACGAGUUCGUGUAAGUAGUGUGAAAGAUUCAAAUGAUGAGAUAUUUAAGCGGUUAAGGUUUAGUUUUGAUCGGUUGGAUAGUUUGGAAGUUAAGAGUUGUUUUCUUUAUUGCUCCUUCUUUCGGGAGGAUUAUGUGUUUUCUAAAAGGGAGUUGAUAGAAUGUUGGAUUGAUGAAGGACUAAUUGAUGGGUUGCCAAGUAGAAAAGCAGCUUCAGAUAGGGGCCAUGCUAUUAUAGAUAGGCUCGAAAAGAAUUUCUUAUUAGAGAAAGACAAUUUUGGGUCACCAGAGAAAGCCACUUUUCGAUCACUUCGGCCAUUUAUAAGCCUAGGUGGAUAUUCAUUUGGUAUUCCUAGUGCUAAGAUGCAUGAUGUAGUGAGAGACAUGGCUAUCAUAAGCAUUGGUCCUGAAUUUGGAUAUGUGAUAAAAGCUGGUAUGAAUUUGGUAGAGCUACCAGAUGGGCAUGGUUGGGUAAAAGAUCCUAAGAAGUUGUCUCUAAUGGCAAAUAACAUUUUAAAAGUUCCUCCUAGUCUGUCCCCAAAGUGUUUGAGCCUGUCGACUUUGAUACUAUCAAGUAAUCCUAAUUUGUCAGAGAUUCCAGAAUCUUUUUUUGGAGAGAUGCUUGCUUUGAAGGUUCUUGAUCUCUCUAACACUGCUAUUGAGACUCUACCUAAUUCCAUCUCUAAAUUAGAGAAUCUAUCUGCCCUGCGGUUACAGCAUUGCAUGAAGUUAAAGUACUUGCCUUCCUUGGCAAACCUCAGGGAAUUGAAGAAGUUGGACCUACACAAGGCAGUAUGUUGUUUGCGAGAAACUACAAUAAUAAGAAAUUUAGAAGAGGUUGCUAGAUUGAAGAAGUUGGAGACUUUAGAAUGUCAAUUUGAUGGCAUACAAGACUUUAAUCAUUUUGUCAACAAGUUCAAAGAUUUCCAAAGUGCUAUUGCUUACAGUCUUGGAGUUGGGACAGCAAGAGACAUGAUGAGAUGGAGCAAAUAUGAGCUUGUAAUUACUGAAUGUGAGAUUUGGGAAGAAUGUGUAGUGCUUCCAAAUAACCUUGAGGAUUUGUGGAUAAUUGGGGGUAGAAACAUGAGAAGCAGCUUAAACAGAACAGUCAUGUUUGAAAUGGAAGCAAAUGAGUUGAGACGGUGCUUUAUUUGGAAAAGUGAAGAGAUAGAGUGCAUGGUUGAGUUGGACUCAUCCUCCUCCUCCUCAUUGUGUUGUCUAGUACUUGAUAAGCUUAAAAUGCUGCACCUUCAUAGUUUGCCUAAGUUAUGUGAACUUGUGAGAGUGGAAGGAGCAGCAACACCACCGCACAUCUUUUCCAAUCUUAAAAUACUUAUAAUAAUAGAUUGUCCAGGAAUGAGCAAAUUGCUUCCACUUGAUCUACAGCAGGCCUUCCAAAACUUAGAGGAGAUUGAAGUUGGUAACUGCAAACACAUGGAGGAGAUAAUAGCAUCAUCAGAUUCAGAUGCAUCAUCGGAUAAAUUCACUUUUCCCAAGUUAAGGAUAUUGCACUUGGCGGAUUUACCCCAAUUGAAGAGCAUCUACAGUGCCAAAGGAGUUAUGGUUUGUGAUUCUAUUGAAGAAAUUGGAAUAUGGGGAUGUCGGGAGUUAAAGAGGAUCCCGGUGCAGCUUCGCUUGCUUGAUAAUGGCCAACCAUCUCUUCCUCCUCGUCUCAGAGAAAUCAAGAUGGAUGAAGAGUCAAAAGAAUGGUGGGAAUCAGUGGAGUGGGAUUAUCCCAAUGCUAAGAACCUCCUUAAACCUUUCUUGAAAUAUUCUACAUAUCCGUGGGUUUGAGGGUUUCCUACAAAACUUUUUGGUGUCAUGAUCAUGAAUUGUGCAAAGGGGUGAAUUUUUCCUUUCCGAGGGUGCAGUUAAAGUUCACAUAUGCAACAUGGAGACACAUACUCAUGAUUGUUAUCUAUUUAGGCUACUUGAAGAGUUUGUUUGAAAAAUAUGGUCUUGCUGGUUGAUUAGCAGUCCUACAAGUUACCAUAUAAAGCUUCUUAGAGGAGACUUAAACUCACAGGGGUACAAUGCAUUAAUUGAGUGGUACUGGGCUCCCUUCAUGAGUUUGAUGCAUACCAUUCAACAUACCAUACUGUCUUGAGAUGACUGGUGAACCUUGCUGCCAUUGCCAAACAUGGCAAGAGCUAGGAAGGAGUUGAUGUGUUGGUGUUUGAGAGCUAUCUCUGAUGGAUGCACAAGUGUAACAAGCCUUAAUCAAUGCUAUGUUAGUUUCCAAUUUUCAAUCUAAUGCUUUCUAUUCCAUCCAAAUUCUUCCAGAUUUUCUAAACCUUGCUGCCAUAGCCAAACAUGGCAGGAGGAAGGAAGGAGUUUGAUGUGUUGGUGUGUGAAGCUAUGUUUGGUGGAUGUACAAGUGUAAGAAACUUCAGAUCAAUGUUAUGAAUCGUAGAGGGAAAAGGAGAUUGGCCAUGGCAGUUGAACUUAACCAGCAAUAGGAGGUAUAUGAAGAAGAUUGAACUUGUGAAACAUGAAGACUUUUACAAGCUUCACUAUCUGUUUCUUUUGGGAUAUACAGCACAGAAAGUGAAGUAGGAAAAGAGGAUUUAGCAAGAUGUAACUUGCAUUUUAUGUUAUAUUGGCCACCAUUUGCCCCAGUUGUUCAUAAUGAUAUUGCAAUUGAUUUGCCAAUUUAUGGACAAAAGUUGAUGUUUAUUGCCCUUUCAUCAUUCUUAGGAUUGGUUUUGUGCUUUUUCUGGAAUGACAUAACUGCUAACGUAGCAUGCAACAAAGGGGAAGGAUGGAAGCCAUGCGGUUAUGAGAACUGCUAAAAACGAGACCUAUCCAAUCCAAGAAGCAUCAUGCUGGGGAAUUGGAUCUCGUCUUCCCAUCAUGGGGACAGUCUGCAACAUCUUACAAGAACUAAAGAUCAACCAUUACUAUUUUGAACAAAUACACAAUUGUCAGAAUAUCAAAAACACGUUCAUAUAUCUAUUUAUGGUGAACAGAAGGAAAAAACUCUUGAUAGGAAAUCGAGAUUUGACCCUAAAGAUUUUGCUGAUUGUGUUUUCAUUGGUUCUUACCAGGACUACCCAAUACAUAGAAUGAGAUUAU